This is a messenger RNA of Closterium sp. NIES-67, 96 nucleotides long. Lineage: Eukaryota; Viridiplantae; Streptophyta; Zygnematophyceae; Desmidiales; Closteriaceae. The record is from the annotation of a GenBank genome assembly.
AUCAAUGGGGAACUGUUUGUGUCUUGCGUUGCUUCAUGAAAGCCUUUUAUGGUGGCAGGAAAAGCUUUUUAUGGCAGAAACUUGCAAUGAACCAGU